AUGCCACCAAAGGGUUGGAGAAAGGAUGCACAGGGUAAUUAUCCCACAACUUCAUACAUAAAAGAACAAGAAAAUAUCACAAUCGAUGACCUACUUUUCCCAAAGAGUAUAAUUGUUAGGCUGGCAAAAGAAGUACAGGAUGCAAAUAAUGGUGAUAAGAAACUGGUCAUAAGUAAAGAUGCAUCAUUAGCACUACAGCGUAGUGCAACAGUUUUUGUGAACCACCUGCUUCUCUUUGCAAGAGAGAUUGCCAGAGAACAGGACAAAAAAAGUUGCAAUUCUGAUGAUGUACUGAAUGCACUCGAUCAUAUCGGCCUGCCAGGCUUAAAGGCCUUGGUUGUGAACAGGCUGGAUGACUAUCAGAAGGCUCAAGAGCUCAAGAGACAAAAUAAGAAGACAGAACAGAGAGAUUUGGUUACACAGAACGAUGUAGAGGAAAAUCAACUAGAAGAAAACGAUGAAGACAUAAAUAAGAGAGUUAAACUGGACGAAAGAUCAAACCAAACCCCUGCUGAAGAGGAAACACCAAUCCAGGAUGAAAAUCAAAGCGUUACCGAGGACCAGGAUACCAAUAUGCUGGCUGAUGAAUCAUGA
This is a messenger RNA of Kazachstania africana CBS 2517, 594 nucleotides long. It is a transcript of the gene DPB4, whose product is annotated as DNA polymerase epsilon noncatalytic subunit. The record is from RefSeq and is a predicted model, not a curated record. Gene Ontology annotation, biological process: heterochromatin formation; DNA damage response; leading strand elongation. NCBI's taxonomy places the organism in Eukaryota, Fungi, Ascomycota, Saccharomycetes, Saccharomycetales, Saccharomycetaceae. Bases 1 to 594 code for a protein of 197 amino acids. Gene Ontology annotation, cellular component: epsilon DNA polymerase complex; CHRAC. Gene Ontology annotation, molecular function: chromatin DNA binding; protein heterodimerization activity. The transcript has a single exon.